This is a messenger RNA of Symphalangus syndactylus (siamang), 6916 nucleotides long. RefSeq names its product heat shock transcription factor, X-linked member 3. The record is from RefSeq and is a predicted model, not a curated record. NCBI's taxonomy places the organism in Eukaryota, Metazoa, Chordata, Mammalia, Primates, Hylobatidae. Gene Ontology annotation, molecular function: DNA-binding transcription factor activity; sequence-specific DNA binding. Gene Ontology annotation, biological process: regulation of DNA-templated transcription.
AUAAAGAAAACGUUUAUUUUGGCUCAUGGUUCUGCAGGGUGUACAGGAGGCACGGCAGUGGCAUCUGCUUCUGGUAAGGGCUCAGGAAGCUUCCAGUCAUGGCAGAAGGCAAAAGGGUAAUCAGCAUGUCACAUGGCGAGAGAGAACAAAGAGCUGCCAGGCUUUUUAAAGCAACCAGAUCUCAUGUGAACUUAGAGAGUGAGAAUGUAAGGUUAGCCGAGAGAAAGGACGAGAAAGAGAGAGCCCCAAGUUCAGGCAAGCCUUUAUUAACCUGUCGGCUGCCCCCUUAACAGUCAAGGAAAGCAGCCCCAAGCUUACAGAAUGAGGGGUUUACAUUGGGGCAGGGAGUUUGAGGGAGUCCUUUGGUAUGGCUGCAUCCCGCGGUUGUUUGCUGGUUAAUUCUGCCACAUAUCACAUUGUGAUGUUUAUGGUACCAGAGGGUGUAGGUAAAGUUUGUUUAUGCUUCCCACAACCUCCCCCUGUUCAGUCCGGAUGGUUUGUACUUGGGGUUUGCUUUAUCGCAGCAAGGCCUGAUAGGUAAAGUCUUCUAUCAGGCUGGCUUCACUGCAGUGCCUAGAUAAGGGCUUGGAAAUGUAAAACGGUUUGGGGGAAGGGUGGGCAGCAUGGAGAGGUUUGGGGGGAGUGUUGGCAGUACCAAGAAACUCUUUGGGGUGGUUUGUACCUAACAGAGAACUCACUCAUUACUACAAGGACAACACUAAACCAUUUAUGAGAGAUCCACCUCUAUGACCCAAACACCUCCCACUAAACCCACCUCCAACAUUGAAGGUCACAUUUCAACAUGAGAUUUAGAGGGACAAAACAGCCAAACCAUAUCAAUGACUAAUCUGUUCUGUUUUCUGUUUUUGCUUUCUUCAGCCAUUUUCUGCUUACAAAGACAACUUCUUCUGCUCAGAUCAUUGGAACACUCAUUGUACUUGAGUAAGGUUGUAAGUCUGAGAGUCUGACCAUGUGGGCCUACUCUGGCCCUGUUGCUUCCUCACUGUGGAACCUGCACCAUGGCUCAACCCCUCCAUGGCCUAGCUUGGCUCAUUGGAGACAUGGGCUCAUUCCUAAUAUCCACCCAAGAGAUGGGUGUGCACAGUAAAUGACAUAGACUAGCAAAGCACUUAGCACAGCGGAUUGACUAUGAGUUGUCCAGGUCAUUGGCGUUUUGAACAAAGAAUUGAACAAAAUGCAUAAAGUAGCAGAGGAAUGAAAUGCAGGAACAAAGCAGUGAAAGCAGGAAUUUAUUAAAGUGAGAAAGCCCUCCGCAGGGUGGGAGUGGGUCUGAGCAAGUGGCUCAACGGGCCAGUUACAAAGUUUUCUGGGCUUUAAGUACCCCAUUUGAAGUUCUUAAUGACUACCCCUUAUCUGGAUGAAGGAUUUGGUCUGUGGAUAAUUAAAGGCUGAGGUGAAUUGGCACCCUAUGCAGAUGAAGGGAUGGUCCCUGCUUGGCCCACGGUCAACAAAGCACCCUCCCCUCCCUUUCCAUCUGAGAUGUGGUGGAAGAGGAAUGGUUGUAGGGAGAGUAGCCUCUGAUCCUUUGUUACUCAGCAUGGAGAGAUGGGUUUUUUGUCUUUUGAUUUAGCUUUAGGAAGUUUGUGUUAAUCAGCCUUAGGUUUCCUGCCCCAGACCCAGGUAUUUUCCUUUUGAUCCAGCUUUGGGAAGUCAGAGUGAAUUGGCCUUAGAUUUCCUGCCCCCAGACUCUGGUGUUUUCUCUUUUAGGAAGUUAGCACAGAGUGGCCUUAAGUUCCCUGUUUCUAGACCCUAUUUUCCUGUCUCAAUAGGAGCUCACAAUAAUUGUUCUGUUAUCACUGUUCUAAUGUAGAGCCACGUCCAAGGAUGCUAAACCCCACUGAGCUCCUGGUGACAUAGAACUUUCUUCAUCCAACAUGUAUUGAGGGCCACAUUUGCACUGUGGUCUCGGCCAUCCUCAUCCGCCUCUUAGUCCAGAGGAGAGAUGGCUCAUCAACAUGCCCAACCUCAUAGGAGUUCAGGAUCCACCCAACCAAUGGUGGAGAGCUGUGCUGGGCCAGCCCCUGGGAAUAAGCCUUGCCAGCUGACCUCAGGGAGUGACCUGGACCCUGACAAGCUGAGUGACUUCUGGGUUGAAAAGGGCAUUCCCAUAGGAGAGGCAGCACAAGCACCCUUACCAGCAAGGAAGUUCACAGUGUGCUCAGAAAACAGCACCAGAGGGAACCAGACGUUGAUGUAGGGAGACCCCCUGAAACUAUUGCUAUGGAAUAAAAGAUGAAAUGCUCCUGAUUAUUGUAAAUACAUAAUUGCAUGCAGGAUUGUGUAAAGACAAUGCCAGGUUGGACUGCCAGAAUGAGCCAACAGCCCGUGAUGUGCUUUCCCCUGCAGAGAGCCUAUGAAUGGACGUGCAGUCAGGGAGGUUUCACGUCACCAAGAUUCCUAUCCUAGAAAAGCAGAUAUUCAUAGCUCUGGGAAUGGAAUGUGACCCUUGUGGAGAGCCUAUAAAUGGACGCAUGAGGAGCGCCUGUCCAUAUGGAUAAGAUAGGGCUAUAAACGCCCUCAUCUUGCCACGGCUCUUUUAGGCCUCUUUAGGGUUAAGGCAUACUCCCUUCUGAGAAUUUCCGGUCUAACCAGUUGUCUAGCUUCACAUCCUGUUUCUAUGGAUUGGUUGUAACCAGCUUUUGCUGCAACUGUUACUGCUGACUAAUAUCUUGAUAAUCAUACGUCAUGGAAAGACUGUGUUUCUGUUUUAAGGCUCUGUUAGUAAUUACUGAUGCACACACUAUAUUGUAAAUUCUUAUCCCUGUAUACCGUACUUCUGCAUACAGCUGUUAUGUUAAAGAAUUACUUCAUCCCCAUGUGACCAUCUCACCUCAUAAUCAAAUGACCCUAAAUCCCUCACUAACCUACCCCCGCCCUCACUAAACUUAAUAAUAAACGUUGGUAUAUCCAGUGCAUCGUUGGCACCGUGGGGCCAGAAGGCAGUGGCCCCCCUGGACCCAGAUUUUGCUAUCUUGCAUGUGUCUAUUAUUUCUCGACCUGCCGAUCUGCCUGGGAACAAAGAGAGAGCACCGUUGCAUUGCAGACUGCUGGCCAGAUCCCGCAAUAGGUUGAGAGUUGUCUUACCCAGGACCCAGCAUCAAGCAAAUGCUGAGUGAAGGAGGGUUAAGGGCGGGUGGCAUGGCGGAUACCUGAGUGUGUGAGAAAGAGGAGCCCAGUGACUAACGAGGCUGGGAAAGGAAGGCCUUGGAGGUGUGAGGAGUUGGUGCCUAAGCAACUGACAAGUUCCGAGCCACAGUUUAGAAAGACUCCUCUGGGGUGGGAUGAACCAACUGCAGGGACACAUCCUGGAGCUCGGGAGAGAUCAGCAAGGAAGAAGAUCCUGAGAGGCCACGGGGAGGAUGAAGAGGGCCUGGGGGAUCAUGUGACAGGCAAGGCCUACACAGUGAGUCUUGGUCUGUGGCUGGCCUCAUACCUUGGGGCCCCACCAUCAAGAGCUCAGCACUAUUCUUGAUUGCUGCAUAGCUACAAAGAAGCUGCAGCAAGUCAGCACUAAGACCACUUUCCACAGGGCUACUGGUCCUCAUACCAUAGUCAGCUGUGCUCUGCUUGGGUCACCUGACCACGAUGAUUUCAUUCAUAAAGCAGCAACGCAGAGGGGCCAUCUCAGGGGCCUUUGGAGCAUGGAAGAGAAGACCAACCAUUUUCCUCAAAGUGGCUUUCAGGUGGCAGGUGACUCAUAAAGAAUGUCUGAAUGGUUGCUGAGGGUUGCAGAGCUGAUCUUUGGGGACUGAGCAGGCUUAGCCGGAGGCUGGAUUUCCCACCAUGACUCUUCUUAACCAGACAUAAGUCAGUGCCCUGAAUAUUCCCUCCAAGGGACAAGAGGAGCUUGAUGUCUUAGACUCGUAAUCCCAGUGUACAUUCUGUGACUUAAAACAAAGGAGAAUGGUGGCUAAUGGUCCUAUAGAAGCCACAUGACAUAGUGUGACUAAAUCAGAUCAAUACCAGCUCUUUGCUGAAUGCCACCGUGUAGUAUCCCUAGUAAUUUUUUUCAUGAUCAUUCCCCUCCCACCCAAUGGCCAAAAGCCUUUAUAUAAGUAGAGUUUAUAAGUUCGCAAAAGCCACAACAAAAUAUCAUUCUCAGUCUUAAGAAUUCCCCUAUGAAAAAGCACUUUGGUAUGUAAGUGAAAGAUGCCAGCUGUGUAAUUGAAUACUCAAGGAUCCUCAUUUAGAGAUGUCACCGAUGGCCUCUAUUUUAAUAUUUAGCCUCAGAGUGCAUGUGCCUACAGGUUACACUGAGUCCUUGAACAAAACCUUUGUAAACCUGUUUAAAAAGCUUGGCGACCAUGAACCAAGCCUGCAUCCAGGCACUGGGGGCACCAUGAAGGAUUAGAGAGCCCUGAGAUUGCAAAGCACCUUGGAAGAGCCUCUUCCAACCCUCUUCGCACUCAGGGCCGACCCUGAGUGGGCAAAGGGUGCUACUCAGUGGGACAAGGACCCAGGGUCCUUUCAGUCUGGGGCCUUUCCACUGUAUCACUCUGUCUCCCUAUACAGAGUGAAUAUUAAGAACAAAGUUGUCUUUAAUGGCUAGAGAAAAUGUAUCACCAAAAAGACUGUUGUAUCCUCUCAUCUGGGGUUGAACAUGGCUUUCAUUUGGGUUUUCUCCCUCCUCCUGCUCACCCCAACACACACUCAUAUGCUCAUCUGUUUUCGAAUACAUAAUGAUGGCGCUUUUGUGCUGGAUUACUUUAAUCAGGUCUAACUAGACAAGCAGAAACUUUUCUUAGGCUAGUCUGUGUAAAGCAGGCCUCAGAAAUGAACAUGUCUUGGGCAAUGAAAACAGUAUUUAUGGGCAAAAAUGAAACUAAAGGUAAUCUCCUGUUGUGAUCUGCAAGAGGGUGAGAUGCAGGGGCAAGCAGAGCUCCACAGGAGACUCCAAAGCACAGCUGAGGAUGUGGCCAUCCAACCACAAAUGGUGCUCUGGGUAACACAGUGGUAGAGGAGUGAGGGGAGUGCUCCCACCAUACUCAGGCAUAACACCACUCUGGGGACAACUUGACCAAGGGGAGUAAGAAACACUUUAUCUGGGCCCACUAGAGCACAUCCAACCAAUCAUUAGGAGUACUUGGAAGAGACCAAAGCAGGAAGGAGAUCGGGGGGGAUUGGAAAAGAGAGGUGCUACCACACAGAUCAGGCCAAACAGCCUGGUAGGGACCACCAUCUCCUAGAAGGCAGUCACCCAUGAGGGGUCCAUCUGACUCAGGCAGUCUUGGUGAAACCCAAGCUAGGGCUAACUAGGGGCUGGCUCUUGAGCAAAUUAGAGGCCAGCAAAUGGCCUCCCCUGUCUUCAGGGUUGGGAGUGGCCAUACAGCCAUGGUUUCUCAGCUCAUCUGGGGCCUGGCCCUAUGGCACAAUGUGACUGUCAGAAGAUGGGAGACUUUUCUGGGAACUUGAACCACUCCUGUUUAUACUUUUAGAAAAGGGAGAAGCUGAAGGCCAUGCCACCUCUCUACUCCCCCAACACCUGGCCAGGGCCCCCUCUCCAGAUUGGCUGAGAGCCACCUUUGUGACAUCAUGUGACAAAUAAAGCAGAUGAUGAGUUAAGCCACUGGUUGCCCUGAUACUGAGACUCUAGAAUUUUGUGGACAGUAUUUAUUGGGCACGCCUACUCUGACUGAAGGCAUUUUGGACUUGCUAGGACAGUGAUAAGGGCCUUGGGUACAAAAUGCUCCUGAUUCUGGUGUAGCUCCAUGGCGAGUCAGAACACUGAACAGGAAUAUGAAGCCAAGCUGGCCCCAUCUGUUGGUGGAGAGCCAACAAGCGGGGGGCCAUCUAGUUCUUCACCUGACCCAAAUCCAGAUUCCAGCGAGGUUUUGGAUAGGCACGAGGACCAAGCCAUGGGCCAAGAUCCAGGCUCCCAAGAUAACUCACCACCAGAAGACCGAAACCAACGCGUGGCCAACGUGGAAGACAACCACAACCUUUUUAGGCUCUCCUUCCCAAGAAAGCUUUGGAUGAUUGUGGAGGAAGACACAUUCAAGUCUGUGAGCUGGAACGAUGAUGGAGACGCCGUGAUCGUCGAGAAGGAUCUCUUCCAGAGGGAGGUUCUUCAACGGAGAGGUGCAGAGAAGAUCUUCAAAACAGACAGCUUGAAGAGUUUCAUUCGCCAGCUGAACCUCUAUGGAUUCCGCAAGACACGCCCAAGCAACUCUCCAGGAAACGAGAAAAUGAUGAUCUACCGCCACUCCAAUUUUCAGAGAGACAAGCCCAGGCUCCUGGAGAAUAUCCAGAGAAAUGAUAACCUCAGAAACACCGCUCAGCAAGCGACCUGUGUCCCAACUCCAAAGAGAAAGGAGCUGGUAGCUACAAGACGCUCCCUAUGUAUCUAUCACAUCAAUGCCAGGAAAGAAGGAAUCAAAAUGUGUCAGCGGGGAGCCCCCAGCGUUCAGGGAUCCAGUGGCACCCAGUCCUUCAGGCGCUCUGGCAUGUGGUUCAAGAAGAGGGCCACUUGGCAUCCCCUGGGAAAUGGGCCCCCUCAGGAACCAAAUGGCCCAAGUGGGGAGGGCACCUCUGGGAAUGUCACAUUUGCAUCUUCGGCUACUACCUGGAUGGAAGGCACAGGGCAAGUGCCUAGUAGUCUGGUUUACUCAGAUAAUGGUAGUGUAAUGUCUUUGUACAAUAUCUGUUACUACGUUCUGUUGGCCUCCCUCUCAGUCAUGUCUCCAAAUGAGCCCUCUAACAAUGAGGAGGAGCAGGAAGGCUCCUCAGAUUACAAGUGUAGACUCUGUGAACAGUUCAGAAACAACGCAAGUCCGUAAACUCACAGGCCACUAAUGGCUCAUAAAAGUUGCCAUUUUCUAAUAAGAAACACAUUUUUGGUCUUAAUAAAGAAAAACAAAAUUCCACGAAAAUAAAUAAUAAACAGUUUAAAUGAGAA